Molecule: messenger RNA, 801 nt
Organism: Echinostoma caproni
Lineage: Eukaryota; Metazoa; Platyhelminthes; Trematoda; Plagiorchiida; Echinostomatidae
Source: the annotation of a GenBank genome assembly
GUCAUAGAGAUCUUUCGUGACCGUCACGGCCCGGAAUACGACGUGGUCCAAGGUUACCACGGUACUCUGAUCGAAUUGAUCGAUUGUCCCGAAACAUUUUACACCAGUGUGGAAGUGACGGCGGGUUCACGUCUGUUCUAUCACGUGUUCGAUACAGACAAACAAGUCACCCGUGUGAUCGUGGAGAUCAAUAAGCACAAUUUGCCCGGAGAGAACAAUUUCUUCCCAAUCAAUCGUCUCUAUGCACAGGAAUCGAAAUAUCCGGAAACCAGUGAUGCAAUCCCGAUGAUUUCACGGCUUCAUUUCGACGAGAAAUUCCGUGAUGUUAUGGUCCACGUAUUCGGGAAAACGUUGAUUUGCCGAAGUAUCGAAAUUGCCACACAAUUGGCAAGAACCAAAAAUUUCGACUGUAUCACCCUGGAUGGCGAUCAGGUCUCACGCAAAGGUACCCUGACUGGCGGUUACUACGACAAUCGUCUUUCCCGGUUGGAAUUGCAAAAGCGAAAACAGAAAACGGAGAUGGAAAUCCAAGAGACAGAGAAUGUGCGUGAAAACAAUGCGAAACGGAAGGAACAAGUGGAUGCUCAGAUCAACCGCAUUAUCGAUGACAUUCAGCGCAAGGACACUGUGCGUUCCAAGCAUGAAAUGAAAUUCGACACGUUGAAGAAAGAUAUUCACAUGUGGAAAGAAGAACUCCGAACGAAACAGGAAGCAAAACCACAAAAGGAAUGGAAGUUGUCCUCACUGCGUCACGAUCUGGAUCAGAUGAAGUACACCAUGGAAUCAUACAAGGUAGGCUAG